Molecule: messenger RNA, 882 nt
Organism: Tribolium madens (black flour beetle)
Lineage: Eukaryota; Metazoa; Arthropoda; Insecta; Coleoptera; Tenebrionidae
Product: RRP15-like protein
Exons: 3
Coding region: 102-836 (244 amino acids)
Biological process (GO): maturation of LSU-rRNA; maturation of 5.8S rRNA
Cellular component (GO): preribosome, large subunit precursor
Source: RefSeq, a predicted model, not a curated record
AUUAUUCCCUAGGUUUGAAAGGAGGACAUGUGGUCUGUGGUCUCUGCAGUGUUCUAACCUUAAAUGUAUUCCGUUUAUAUUCUAACAUAUUAACUUAAAAAAUGACCAUAAUGCCCAAAGUAAUAGAAACUAACGAUUCAGAAGAAAGUGUUGCAAGUAGUGAAAAUGAAGUAGAAUCUGUUGUAUCAGACACUGAUAAUACUCCCGGUACAACGAAUGCAGGAUGGGCGGACUCUAUAGCGAAAAUUUUAAAAACAAACAAGCCAAAAGGCAAAAAAACUUUAGUUUUAUCCAAAGCAAAGAAAUUAACAGAUGUUAAAAGAAAGAAAACGGUACCUACUGGGUUUGAAGUGGCUACUGCAGAUGGAGAUGUCAAACAAGAAGAAAUUGAAGUUGAGGAUAAUGAAACUAGUGAACAAUCAAUUAAACGAAAGAAACAAGAGCUGCCUAACCUGAGGGUGAAACCAAAUAUUUUGGAGAAAGACCGGGAAAGAACGUUAUCAAAAAUUGCCACAAGGGGUGUAGUUCAGUUAUUCAAUGCUGUCAGAACACAACAAAAAGAUAUUAGUAAAAAGUUAGAUGAAGCUGGGCCUUUGGAAGUGAGAAAAGAGAAAGUUUUAAAAAGUAUCGACAAAAGAGCAUUUUUGGACGUGUUAAUGGGAGAAAAAUCACAAGUUGUGAGUGAUAAAGCUGACAAUAGCAUUCAGAAAAGUGAAGAAUCAACUUGGAGUGUUUUACGCGAUGAUUUCAUGAUGGGGGCAAAAAUGAAAGACUGGGAUAAAGAGCUUGAAGAAGAAAUGGAAACCGAGCAACAGGCUGAAGUGGAGUCUGAGUAAUUUUUUUUGUAUAAAUGUAAAAUAAAAUUUUAUAUUUGAAAAUCUC